AUGCCUAAGGAUGCAUUUGAAAUUUUAUUUCUACUACUAUUUUGUGUUGAUGAAGUUAAAAAUUAUCGUGUCUCGAAAUCGAAAAAAAUACGCGAAGAAAAAAAGAAAGCCAAAACAGCAGGAGAAGUUAAAAUGAAUCAAGUUCUACUGAAACAUUUACGUGAUAAAACAUUUCCAAUGGUAGAAACAACUACUAUGACAUCAAAUGUAAGCACAAGCAUUUUUUUAACUGCUCUCAAUAAAUUCGGAAACUUGAAAAAGAGUAGACAUGUAAGUUUACUGUCGUAUCAUAAAUCCAUUUAGCUAUAUCGGGAUGCUAAACUUGAGAGAUCAAGAUGAGCGGUUUAACCGAUAAUCAGGCCUCCUCGACAAAAUAGUAUUUACCUUUUUGAUAAGCCUUAAUGAGAGUGACGAUAAGUAUUCUAGAAUUUUUUUUGUUGUUAUAGAAUGCUUACUCUUGUCAGAAAUGUGCCACACAGGUAUUUUGGUUUUUGUGACUCAAUGGUACACGAUUAGACUCAGUUUGUGAUGGGGAAUCCGAAUAUAUCAAUCCGGAUCAAUGUUGGACAGAUCGCGAUGGAGACAGCAGUCCGAUAAACAGCUGUACAAAUAGAGAUCUACAACCGGAAAUCCGAUCCGAUCCGAGGGUUGGUUCGAGUUAAAAUGAUGUUGUCAGGUCGAAUUAGGGUUGAUCCUUUUCCAGCACAGUUCAAAAUACACUCAAGAGAGUAGUAGGGAGCUUGCCACCCAAUUUAUUGGCCUAUAAUUUGGCAAUUCAUCCACAUUCACUCAACAGAGUAGUAGGGAGCUUGCCGCCCAAUUUAUUGGCCUAUAAUUUGGCAAUUCAUCCAUAGUCAUUCAAGAGAGCAGUACGGAGCUUGCCACCCAAUUCAUUGGCCUAUAAUUUGGCAAUUCAUCCACAUUCACUCAACAGAGUAGUAGGGAGCUUGCCGCCCAAUUAAUUGGCCUAUAAUUUGGCAAUUCAUCCAGAGUCAGUCAAGAGAGGAGUAGGGAGCUUGCCACCCAAUUCCUUGGCCUAGAAUUUGGCG
Molecule: messenger RNA, 1049 nt
Organism: Didymodactylos carnosus
Lineage: Eukaryota; Metazoa; Rotifera; Eurotatoria; Philodinida; Philodinidae
Source: the annotation of a GenBank genome assembly